GACAAUGCUUAGUCAUGGUGACUUAGACUAGCUUCCCCCCUAUCCUGCUCUUAUUAAAAACAGCUAGUAAAGCGCUAUGGAGGAAGCAGAGACAAGGCAGCUGUGUACGAUUUCUGUGCCAAACCAGCCCGGACAGACCUGCUGAUUCCUUCACAAAUUCAAGACCAGGACAUGGACACUGAAGAAGAACAACCAAACAAAAAUCAAUAAAAACAAGACUUUUAUUUUUUCAUUAUAUAUACAAAAAAACAACAAUAUUUAUUUUCAACCUACAACCCUCCCACCCGUUUUAUCGUUGCCUGUUCUGCUGUUCCACCCCCCCCCACCUGAAAGAAUUUCCUAUUUCCUUUUUCACAAAUCUUGAAAAGUUCCAUGAACGCUUCCUCCCCGCCUGCACGAAAAACAAAUCCCCAUUCGCAAAUAUAUCCACCCCAACCCCUGCACGCACCCUCGCAUCCCCUUACCCCCUGGUUACAGAACACCUACCCCCCUCCCCUCCCAGUCCUUACACCGGAACAGAAGACUUGAAACUUGUCUGGAAAACCCCCCCCCCCCCCCCAACCCUGAAUUGACCUGCACCUGAAGCAGAAAUGCAUCCGCUGAGAUAAGGACAUCACUCAAAUGCAUUGAAAACAUUUUUAAGAGGUGCUGAUUGGUUACUUCAUGCAGCUGGUUUAUAUUUGAGUGUCUGAACCCCCUACCCGUUUAUUAUUCGAUUUUCUCCGCCCCUUUCUGUCUCCCUCCCCCCCUUGGCGAGCCAUGCCCCCCGUGGCGGCCUGCGAGCCCCAGUGAGAUGUACGCAGCCACGGAGUGCAAGGCUGAGGUGACCCCCUCGCUGCGCAAUGGCCACCGCGUCUUCAGCUACACGCUGGAGAACCACACGGCACAGGCCUUCGGGAUCAUGAACGAGCUCCGGCUGGGGAAGCUGCUGUGCGACGUCACGCUCCGAGUCAAGUACAGCGACCUGGAGGCCGUGGAUUUCGUGGCCCACAAGAUCGUGCUGGCCUCCUCCUCGCCGGUCUUCAGGGCCAUGUUCACCAACGGGCUGAAGGAGUGCGGCAUGGAAGUGGUGUCCAUCGAGGGGGUCCACCCCAAGGUCAUGGAGCGUCUGAUCGAGUUCUCCUACACGGCCAGCAUCUCCGUGGGAGAGAAGUGCGUCAUCCACGUGAUGACCGGAGCGGUCAUGUACCAGAUCGACAGCGUGGUCAAGGCCUGCUGCGACUUCCUGGUGCAGCAGCUGGACCCCAGCAACGCCAUCGGCAUCGCCAGCUUUGCCGAGCAGAUCAGCUGCACCGAGCUGCACCAGAAAGCACGAGAGUACAUCUACAUGAACUUCAGCGAGAUCGCGAAGCAGGAGGAGUUUUUCAACCUGUCUCACUGCCAGCUGGUGACUCUGAUCAGCCGUGACGAGCUGAACGUUCGUUGCGAGUCUGAGGUCUUCCACGCCUGCAUCGCCUGGGUGAGGUACGACUGCGAGAACCGCCGGCCCUACGUGCAGGCGCUGCUGCAAGCCGUCCGCUGCCACUCCCUCACCCCGCACUUCCUCCAGACCCAGCUCCAGCGCUGCGAGAUCCUCAGGUCCGACACCCAGAGCAAGGACUACCUCUCCCAGAUCUUCCAGGACCUCACCCUCCACAAGCCCACCAAGGUCCUGUCCUGCCGCACCCCGAAAGUGCCCCAGCUCAUCUACACCGCCGGGGGGUACUUCCGCCAGUCCCUCAGCUUCCUGGAGGCCUACAACCCCUGCGACGGAGCGUGGAUCAGGCUGGCUGACCUGGAGGUGCCCCGCAGCGGGCUAGCCGGCUGCGUGGUCGGCGGUCUCUUCUACGCGGUGGGAGGCCGCAACAACGCCCCCGACGGGAACAUGGACUCCAACGCCCUGGACUGUUACAACCCCAUGAACAACCAGUGGUCUCCCUGCGCCUCCAUGAGCGUGCCCCGCAACAGGAUCGGAGUCGGGGUCAUCGACGGAAUGAUCUACGCGGCCGGAGGCUCCCACGGGUGCAUCCAUCACAACAGCGUGGAGAGGUACGACCCCGAGAAGGACGAGUGGCAGCUGGUGGCUCCCAUGCUGACUCGACGGAUCGGAGUGGGCGUGGCCGUGAUCAACAGGCUGCUGUACGCGGUGGGGGGCUUCGACGGCACCAGCCGGCUCAACUCCGCGGAGUGCUACUACCCAGAGAGGGACGAGUGGAGAGCCAUCGCCUCCAUGAACACCGUGCGCAGCGGGGCUGGCGUUUCCGCGCUGGGGAACACGAUCUUUGCGAUGGGCGGGUACGACGGCACCAACCAGCUGAACAGCGUGGAGCGCUACGACAUCGAGAGCGACAGCUGGAGCUUCGUGGCGCCGAUGAAGCACCGGAGAAGCGCCCUGGGAGUCACGGCACACCACGGACAGAUCUACGCCCUGGGGGGUUACGACGGCAACAUCUUUCUGGACAGCGUGGAGUGUUACGACCCCGCGACAGACUGCUGGACCGAAGUGACCAAAAUGACCUCUGGCCGGAGCGGAGUGGGGGUGGCGGUCACUAUGGAGCCCUGCCGGAAACACAUGAGCGAGUGCUCCAAGUGCUAGCGCCAGGAACGCGACCGCGGGAGAGUAGAGGGUAAAUGCAGGAUAAACGCGCCUGCAUGCUGCAGCUGUAAGUGCCAAGUGACCGUAGGACCAGAACAUAAAACGGCUGUAAGGGCCUUACCCUUCCCCUACCCUCCCUGCCCGCCUGCCCCUUUACAGCGGGCGUUUUGUGUUCCCCAAGCCGGAUCAACCAACCACACGGGACCAUUCCCCCUAAAUCAAAAAAGGGGUACGCCCGUCUCCAUCAAUCUUCAAACAGGUUUUGGUUUUUAGGCACAGGAAGCCCUGAAGAAACACUCACUAAAAAGUGAUUUCUUGAAAGUGGUGACACCUAAACAAACGAAAAGAGCGAUCCUCGUCCGCCUCCCAAAAGCCAAAGGAUUCGAGCUGCCAACUUCACACGUCGACUUGACUGUUUCGUGCUUUUUUUUUUUCGUAACUUUUUUUAAAAGCAGGACCGUUUUAG
Messenger RNA from Acipenser ruthenus (sterlet), 3041 nucleotides. RefSeq names its product kelch-like ECH-associated protein 1B. The record is from RefSeq and is a predicted model, not a curated record. Gene Ontology annotation, molecular function: protein binding. NCBI's taxonomy places the organism in Eukaryota, Metazoa, Chordata, Actinopteri, Acipenseriformes, Acipenseridae. Bases 794 to 2575 code for a protein of 593 amino acids. The transcript has 7 exons.